GCCGCCUUCUGCUACAUGCUGUCGCUGGUGCUGUGCGCUGCCCUCAUCUUCUUCGCUAUCUGGCACUGGCAUCUUCUUUGUCCUGCUCUGUAAGAGAAGAUUGCAAUGCACCAGUUUUGAUGGCUGUCUGGAUAACCAAAGUAUCCAUGACUGAGAAGGUGGAAUGUCUUCAUGUCCUGUAUCAGCCAGUGAAACCUCUUCUUAUUGCCAUUGGAUAAUCGCCUUUGAUGAGUUAAGGACAGACUUCAAAAGCCCCAUAGAUCAGUGCAACCCUGCUCAUGCACGAGAACGACUGAGAAAUAUUGAGCGCAUCUGCUUUCUUCUGAGAAAGCUGGUGCUACCUGAAUAUUCCAUCCACAGCCUUUUCUGUAUAAUGUUUUUGUGUGCUCAGGAAUGGCUCACCUUGGGGCUGAAUGUCCCACUGCUUUUCUAUCACUUUUGGAGGUAUUUCCAUUGCCCAGCGGAUAGUUCAGAGCUAGCAUACGAUCCCCCUGCAGUCAUGAAUGCAGACACCUUGAGUUAUUGUCAGAAAGAGGCCUGGUGUAAACUAGCUUUCUAUCUCCUUUCAUUCUUCUACUAUCUUUACUGCAUGAUCUACGCUUUGGUGAGCUCUUAACUCAAAGACCAUCAUUAAAGACUGAGAACAACAAAGGACACAGAGCAAAGACAAGUCAACUUUCAGUGAUACUUGGUAAAAAAAAACAAAAAACAGCAGGAAAAGAAGGCUUUUAACCCAAUCAGUAGUACUGUAUAUGAAAGACAUACACAGCAAGAACAAUGACCAACUGAAGAACUGGAAUAUUUUGGAGAGUGAGCUGAGCAAACUGUGUUUAUCUUCUCUUUCUUGGUAUUUUAUGGUCUGUGGUUUCAAAAACCCAUGCAAAACAAUGAUGAAAUUUAAGGGGAUGAAGUAAAACCUCUCUUCAUCUGAUGGGGGGAUACUGCACAGUAAAUUUGGUUUACUGCACACUCCAAGCUCUGCUGUUUCACAAGGACUUUCUUGCUCAAUAACCCUUCUGUUCUGAGAGAAUGGGGGGCCAGAGGGCACAUUCCAUAGAAAUGGCAGCUAAGGAUGCUGCUAAAAGAUGUGUUUAAUACACGUUAUGAACACUAGUUGGAAUUCAUGACAAUUGUCCAUGGAUGGUCAUGUGACUAUGGAAAAAGGGACAUUGUAUCUUGCUAGUUAAGUGACUUUAAUGUUUUUUUCCAGACAUGGCUAAAGAAAAAAACAAGAAUUUGCCACUGUAAUGCAGUAUUUUUGAAUGAUAUGCCAUUCCUGUAAUUGAAUAUCCAGUAGUAUAUUUUUAAUAUUCCAUCUGUUACACACCAGUUUAUGUAUGACUGAAUUACAUCUCUGAAUACAUAUAGCUUGACCCAA
Molecule: messenger RNA, 1378 nt
Organism: Gavialis gangeticus (Gharial)
Lineage: Eukaryota; Metazoa; Chordata; Crocodylia; Gavialidae
Gene: CNIH3
Product: cornichon family AMPA receptor auxiliary protein 3
Exons: 7
Coding region: 164-616 (150 amino acids)
Biological process (GO): regulation of AMPA receptor activity; vesicle-mediated transport
Cellular component (GO): dendrite; synapse
Source: RefSeq, a predicted model, not a curated record